AUGAGGCUGCAGGCGGACGUGUUGCGGUAUAUGACGAAGGGGGAGUUUCGUGUAUUGACGGCAGUGGAGAUGGGUAUGAAGAACCACGAGUUUGUAUCGGCUCAGUUGAUAGAACAAAUAGCGGGUUUGCGGCGUCACUCAAUUCGCCAGAUUCUGAGUAUUCUGCUGAAAAAUAAACUUCUCUAUCACUGCUCCAAGGUGUAUGAUGGCUAUAAACUAACUUACUUAGGUUACGACUACCUCGCCCUCAACGCUCUGGUUAAGAGGGGCCUCGUCAAGGGCGUUGGCGUCCGCAUAGGUGUAGGAAAGGAAUCAGAUAUUCAUCUCUGCGAGGGCGCAGACGGCGCCGUCUUGGUGCUGAAGCUGCAUCGGCUGGGCCGCAUCUCCUUUCGUUCCAUCAAGAAGAAUAGAGAUUACAUGCAGCAUCGCACACACUGCAGCUGGCAUUACCUCGCCCACCUGGCGGCUGCACGAGAGUUUGCGUAUCUGAAGGCGCUGCACUCUCACGGCUUUCCAGUGCCAGAGCCGGUUGAUACAAACCGGCAUGCAGUACUCAUGGAGUACAUAGACGCAACUCCACUGACACAGGUGAGGGAGCUGCAGGACCCACUGACGGUGCUGGAAAAGCUGAUGAAACUCGUUGUUCGCCUCGCGCACUGCGGGCUCAUUCAUGGCGACUUCAACGAAUUCAACCUCAUGAUCAGCGACAACGGGCGCAUCACGAUGAUCGAUCUUCCUCAGAUGGUAUCAAUAUAUCACCCAAAUGCUGCUCUUUACUUUGACCGCGAUGUUCAGUGCAUAAAGCGGCUUUUUGAAAGGAAAUUUUUGGUGGAUGUCACGACGGUUCCGCGCUUUGAAGACGUCAUAGACCGCCGGUCCAGGCCGCCGGCGGAGGCGAAGCGAGCUGCCGGGGAGCCAGACGAAGAAGCAGCAGAAGAAGGAGCAGAAGAAAGAGAAUCUUCAGUGGAUUUAAUUUCUAUUUCUGAUGGUCUCAGUGAACAGCAAGUGAAACUACUUGAAUCUGCAUUGGCAGAGCGGCGCGAGGCCGAGAGCAGCGGCUCUGAGGAAAGCGAUUCAGAAACUGUUAGUGAGGGGUCCGAUGCUGCAGUAUUUCAUGAAGAAGAAACAGAUGAAGAGAAAGAAAUAUCAGCAGCAUAUCAGACAGAAGAAAAAGAAAAGUGUGAAAAACGAGAAAUCAAUGGGCUUUCUGAUUCAGAUGAAGACCACCAACAAACACGAAGCAGCAGAGGCUCUGACAGCAGCAUUUAUUUAACUUGA
This is a messenger RNA of Eimeria mitis, 1278 nucleotides long. RefSeq names its product RIO1 family domain-containing protein, putative. The transcript is spliced from 6 exons. Gene Ontology annotation, cellular component: preribosome, small subunit precursor; nucleus; cytosol. Lineage: Eukaryota; Apicomplexa; Conoidasida; Eucoccidiorida; Eimeriidae. Bases 1 to 1278 code for a protein of 425 amino acids. Gene Ontology annotation, biological process: protein phosphorylation; maturation of SSU-rRNA. The record is from RefSeq and is a predicted model, not a curated record. Gene Ontology annotation, molecular function: ATP binding; protein serine/threonine kinase activity.